Molecule: messenger RNA, 973 nt
Organism: Microplitis demolitor
Lineage: Eukaryota; Metazoa; Arthropoda; Insecta; Hymenoptera; Braconidae
Gene: Prosbeta5
Product: proteasome subunit beta type-5
Exons: 5
Coding region: 61-906 (281 amino acids)
Cellular component (GO): proteasome core complex
Molecular function (GO): threonine-type endopeptidase activity
Source: RefSeq, a predicted model, not a curated record
CAUAAUCACAAUAUUCACAAUUGUAACCGUGACUUGACUAGUAAUUUGUAUACAAAAAAAAUGGCGCUCGUCGAUGUCUGCGGUAUAAAUUCAAUAAUUAAUUUAAAUUCAUCUAAAGAAAACAAUAAAUUGCGCAGUGAAAUAAAUAAUUACACUUAUAAUUUCACUAACAAUCUAUCGCUCGCAGUUCCUCCUUACUCAAACCCAGCAGAAAGUCUCGCAGCAUUAACGAGCACCCCAGAUGAGACUGGACGUAAUAUUAAAAUAAAAUUUGAUCAUGGAACCACAACCCUUGGGUUCCGGUAUCAAGGUGGUGUCAUCUUGGCCGUUGAUUCACGUGCCACUGGUGGUCAAUUUAUUGGGUCACAAAGUAUGAAGAAAAUUGUUGAAAUAAAUGAUUACUUGCUUGGUACACUUGCUGGCGGUGCUGCUGAUUGUGUUUAUUGGGACCGUGUACUUGCUAAGCAAUGCCGUCUAUACGAAUUAAGAAACCGUGAACGUAUUUCUGUUGCUGCUGCGAGUAAACUCAUGUCUAACAUGGUUUAUGAUUACAAAGGAAUGGGAUUGUCGAUGGGUAUGAUGAUUGCUGGAUGGGAUAAACGUGGACCAGGACUCUACUACGUUGAUUCAGAAGGCACCAGAACAACUGGUAAAGUUUUUAGUGUUGGUUCUGGUUCUGUAUUUGCAUUUGGUGUCCUCGAUUCCGGUUACCGCUGGGAUCUAACUGAUGAAGAAGCCUAUGAUCUUGGUAGACGCUCUAUUUAUCACGCAACACAUCGUGAUGCUUACUCUGGAGGAAUCGUUCGAGUUUAUCACAUGAAAGAAACCGGAUGGGUUCGCAUUUCCGACGACGAUUGCAAAGAUCUUCAUUACAUGUAUCAAGAAGAGAAGAAAAAUGCUGCUUAAUUAAUUAAAUUGUAUUUUUAUUAAUUACCUAUUAAAUAAUUAAUAAAAUAAUAAAUCUUUAUACAUA